Messenger RNA from Glycine soja, 910 nucleotides. RefSeq names its product histone H3-like centromeric protein HTR12. Gene Ontology annotation, molecular function: DNA binding; structural constituent of chromatin; protein heterodimerization activity. Gene Ontology annotation, cellular component: nucleosome. Bases 180 to 494 code for a protein of 104 amino acids. The transcript has 6 exons. NCBI's taxonomy places the organism in Eukaryota, Viridiplantae, Streptophyta, Magnoliopsida, Fabales, Fabaceae. The record is from RefSeq and is a predicted model, not a curated record.
UCUGUGCGAUAAUUUGGGUAUAAUGAAGAAAAUGGAGGCAAACCACUGCAUUUUGAAAAUUCACAAAGUUCCGAAUCCGAAACAGAGCCAAAAAGAAGAAGAAGAAAAAUGCAGAAACCGAAACCGAAAAUCAAAUCCGAAGCGUGAAGAAGGUUCGUUCGUUCGUUCGUUUGAAUUCCAUGGCGAGAGUGAAGCACACGCCAGCUUCUCGCAAAUCCGGUAAAAAAAAAGCGCCACGCGCAUCCACGUCCACGCAGCCAUCACUAUCAUCAUCCCAAUCGCCUGCAACUAGAGAGAGGAGCCGCAGGGGAAGGAAAAAGAUGCGCAAUAGGCAGGGCACUGUGGCGCUUCGUGAGAUUCGGCAUCUUCAGAGGAGUUGUGAGCUUCUUAUCCCGGCUGCUCCCUUUAUCAGAUGUGUUAAACAAAUUACAAAUCAAUUCUCCUCAGAGGUGUCUCGUUGGACACCUGAAGCUGUGGUGGCACUUCAGGAGUGAAAAAGGAUAUCGAGUUGGCCCGGAGGCUUGGAGGAAUAGGAAGGCCUUGGUGAUUGGACAAUGCCAGUAGAAGACCAUUGGUUCUUUUGUUUGUAAAACUUCACACAGUAGGGGGGACUAGAGAGUACAGGGAAUUUCAAUGGAGGCAUUGUUGCUUCUAUACCCAGCACUCAAAUUUGAUGAUUAUUUGGCUAUUAAAUGUUAGGAACUACACACUAACUAAUGUAUGUCAAUGAUUAUAUCUUCGUAGGUGAAACAACCAUUAUAGAAUGGUUGCUACUAUUUAUGACUUUAAUUUGAUGAGUGAGGUAAUAGUGUACCAUUGUAGCAAUGAAAUAUUCCAAGAUUAUUGUCAUUCAUGUUAACUUUCUAAGGUAGAAGGAAUUCAAGUGUCAACAAAAUGCGCAGGCUUAAAA